Molecule: messenger RNA, 3056 nt
Organism: Procambarus clarkii (red swamp crayfish)
Lineage: Eukaryota; Metazoa; Arthropoda; Malacostraca; Decapoda; Cambaridae
Source: RefSeq, a predicted model, not a curated record
AAAUUAUAUGGAUGUUGUGAGAAAAUAAGAGUGAGAGUCGAGGGAGGAGAGGUGAGCCGAGGAGAUGUUUAUGUUAAGGGUGCGCGAGUUAUGGUCGCUGAAGGAGCAGUGGGCGCACCUCGUCCUCCAGUCGUGGCCUCCACUACCUUCUCCUCCACCUGGCCUCUGCUAGACCUCCUACCCCCCAGUCGUGGCCUCCACUACCUCCUCCUCCUCCACCUGGCUUUUGCUGCACCUCCUACUUCAGUCGUGGCCUCUCCACGACCUCUUCCUCUAGCUGCAGCUUCCACCAGUCUUCUGCUGCAGCUCCUUUAUGUUCCUCGAGGCCGACCUGUCAGCCGUCCUCAGUGGCGCCUCAGCAGUGAAGGGGCAACUAUCGGUGACAAAAGUGUGUGUAAAUGAUUGGCUGGUGAAUAUGCUGUGAGUUUUGUGGAAAUGCUGGGUCGCAAACAAAGUCUUCGUGGUGACCACAUUCUUGCAGACUAUGGACCAGAGGACACCCUAAAUGAAAGCUCAGACAUUGAAUGGGCUAAUAAGAGAUGGAUAAGAUGGCUCCUUCGAGUAUGUUCGCUGGUGUCCUUAGUGUCAGUAUCUGCAAAUACUCCAAGCUCCAAAUUAUUAUAUCCAAGUUUGGAACAAAUCACCUUCUGUUCAGAUCUGACAAUCACAUUUUUCUUCACUGUGGAAAUGGUUGCCAAAAUGCAAGCAAGAGGUGUCCUAAAAGGUGAGAUACCUUAUCUGAAGGAUCGAUGGUGUCAAUAUGAUGCAAGUAUGGUAUUCUUCUUAUGGAUCUCGGUCAUUCUGCAGAUGUUUGAAAUGGCUGACUGGGUGGACACUCACAGCUACUUAUCAGUCCUCCGUGCUCCAAGACCGCUCAUUGUUGUCCGUCUUAUACGCAUUUUCCUUAAAUUUUCCAUGCCAAAAAACAGAUUAAAACAAAUUGUCAAGCGAUCAAGUCAACAGAUAUACAAUGUGACACUCUUUUUCCUGUUCUUCAUGUCUCUCUAUGGUCUCCUUGGUGUACAGCUGUUUGGAGAACUUAGUAAUCAUUGUGUGAAGAAUGACAGUAAUGAAGAGAACAUCAGUACUUUGAACAGUUUGGCAAUUCCUGACACUUACUGCUCAACUGAAGCAGACUCGGGAUAUCAGUGUCCCAGAGGAAUGAAAUGUAUACCUCUUAAGCUAGCCAAGAAAGUCAGUGGAUUUAAUGGUUUCAGUGAUUUUGCCACAAGUAUCUUUACAGUUUAUCAAGCUGCAUCCCAGGAAGGUUGGGUGAUUAUUAUGUACCAGGCCAUUGAUUCCUUGCCUGGGUGGCGUGCAACAUUUUUCUUCACUACUAUGAUCUUCUUCCUCUCGUGGCUUGUCAAGAACGUUUUCAUUGCUGUUAUCACUGAAACUUUCAAUGAAAUGCGCGUGCAGUUUCAACAGAUAUGGGGAAUCCGAGGACAUAUUCAACAAGAAGCCACGACUCAAAUUUUGUCUGGAGAUGACCAUGGAUGGAAACUGCUGUAUGUAGAUGACAACAAACCUCGAGGAUGGGCACCAAAGUUCUGCAUGAAGGUUGUUGUUAGUGCUGGCUACUACCUUCUUAUAAUGGCAGCCAUUGUUGCUAAUGCCAUAGCUGCCGCCUCUUUAAGUUUCAAACAUGACGGAAGAGAGAGGGAAGAGUUUUACCAACAUUAUUAUUACAUGGAGGUGGGAUUUACAAUAUUCUUUAACUUGGAAGUCAUCUUCAAGAUGUGGUGUUUGGGUCUUCGGGGAUAUUGGAGACUUGGUAUUCACAAGUUUGAGUUUCUUUUGGCUGUGGGUACAACACUUAGACUGAUACCUUACCUCUUCAUGACUUCGUUUACUUAUUUUCAAGUCCUGCGCAUUGUGCGGCUGAUCAAGGCCUCCCCAAUCUUGGAAGAUUUCGUCUAUAAGAUUUUUGGUCCUGGAAAAAAAUUAGGCAGCCUAAUUCUCUUUACUAUGUGCCUCUUGCUGAUUGCUUCGUCCAUCUCAAUGCAGCUUUUCUGCUUCCUUAAAGAAUAUGACAAAUUUGAGACUUUUGCUCACGCUUUCAUGUCAAUGUUCCAAAUUCUGACCCAGGAAGGCUGGGUGGAAGUUAUGGACGAGACCAUGAUAAAAACCAUGAAGGGAACCACAGAUGAAAUUGCACCAAUUGUAGCCAUAUACUUCAUUCUGUAUCACCUCUUUGUAACACUGAUUGUGUUGAGCUUGUUUGUAGCUGUUAUUCUAGACAACUUGGAACUUGAUGAGGAUUUCAAGAAACUUAAACAGAUGAAAGCCAGAGAGCAGAGUGCUGGUAUACAGGAAACAUUACCUCUACGCCUGCGUGUUUUUGAAAAGUUUCCAGAUCGUCCUACGAUGGCAAGACUGCACAAAGUUCCCUCGGAUUUCUCUCUUCCAAAAGUACGUGAAAGCUUCAUGCGGCAGUAUCUAGAAGAGGAGCAGGAGGAGGAAGAUGGAUUAGCAAAAGUUCGUGGUGUAGGUGGAUUGGAUGACUCGACAAUAUCAUACCGUAAACGACGGCCCAUAAAGCUUCUUACCCCAUUAUCUCAUCCUCGUAAUGCUGACUAUGAGAAGAAAAAGACUGGUGUUUCUAAUAUUAUCUGUGAUGCCAACAAUCAGAGGCUUCUCCUGGGAGAUUCUGGCCAGAUACCACUUCCAGGGAAAGGGACACAUUCCCAUGGAACAAUCUCUUCUAAACAUGUCCGACUUGACCAGAAGUGAGUACGGAGUAGAUAUGUUUAUAUAUAUAAUGCCUGUUAAGUCACACUGAAAUAGAUAGCUUGAUUUAAAAACAAUAUUAUGUCUUAAUAUUUAUGUCAGUAAAGUUUUUGAAACUAAUUUGAUUUAGAAUUCUGUGUUUUUUUGGUGUCAUCUGCUACUUUUAUGGAAGAUUGCUUCUGUCAACGGAAGUGUCAGUCAUAAUACAGUAUUAAUUAUUAUAUACUACUUUUAAAAUUAACACUUUCGCUCGGGGAUGACGCAGCAUUGCGUCAUCCGUUUACUGGCGGUAAUGCCGGGGAUGACGCAGCAUUGCGUCAUCCACU